AAAUGGCAGCCCCCACACCGCGGGGUUUGUAUUGUUUAUCCAAAGCCUUAGGAUGGUGGUCUCGGCAGCCUGUCCUGGUGACUCAGUCCACAGUUGUAGUUCCAGUGAGAACUAAAAAACGUUUCACACCUCCUACUUAUGAACCCAAAUACAAAUCAGAAAUGGAGUUCAUGGAAUAUGCCCGGAAAGCAGGACUGGUCAUUCCUCCAGAACGUUUGGAGUGUCCACUACAUCUGGCCUGUACAGCUGGUAUCUUUGAUGCCUAUGUUCCUCCAGAGGGUGAUGCUCGCUUGUCAUCUCUUGCAAAGGAAGGACUGGCACAGAGAAGUGAACAACUGAAGAAGAAGGUGGCAUCACAAUUGUCAAUCAGGAAGAUAAGAGAACAUGAUCCUAAUUUUAAAAAAAAGGACUUCCCCGAAAAAGCUAAGGAUAUUUUUAUUGAAGCUCACCUUUGUCUAAACAACUCAGACCAUGACCGGCUUCAUACCUUGGUAACUGAAAACGGUUUUCCGGACAUGGUCUGGGACAUCAAGUAUAAGACGGUCCGCUGGAGCUUCGUAGAAUCUUUAGAGCCACCCCAGGUGGUUCAGGUUCGCUGUUUGAAUCUGCUGAACCAGGGCAACAUAUACGGCCAGGUCACUGUCCGCAUGCACAUCCGACAGACUCUGGCCAUCUAUGACCGGUUUGGCCGGCUAAUGUAUGGACAGGAAGAUGUGCCCAGGGAUGUCCUGGAGUAUGUUGUGUUUGAAAAGCACCUGGUAAAUCCCUAUGGGAGCUGGAGAAUGCAUGGCAAGAUCACCCCUCCAUGGGCACCCCAUAAGCAGCCCAUCCUUAAGACGGUGAUGAUCCCUGGGCCCCAGCUGAAACCCUGGGAAGACUAUGAAGAGCCACAAGGAGAGGCCCAUAAACUUUAGCUAUCCUGGUGGCAUAAAUGACUCCUUGGAUGUGAAGCAUGGUGAUGAGGUGGCUGGAUGCUGUGGAGUCUGGAAGCUGUGAAGUCAGUCAUCUCUCCAUCAUGCUGUAGAAGCAUCUAUG
Canis lupus familiaris (dog) is the source of this 1035-nucleotide messenger RNA. RefSeq names its product 39S ribosomal protein L45, mitochondrial-like. Lineage: Eukaryota; Metazoa; Chordata; Mammalia; Carnivora; Canidae. Gene Ontology annotation, cellular component: mitochondrion. The record is from RefSeq and is a predicted model, not a curated record.